CAUACUCUUUCAGUCCAGCAGCGCCCUCCCCUUCUCUCUGCGCUCUCUGCCUGUCUCCUGCAGCUAACAGAGCGCCAGUUUGCAUUUGGAAACUUUGCCAUGCUCCGGAGUCUUCCAGCCUGGUACUAAGGCAGUGUUGAUACAACUGUGGGGGUCUCGCUCUCUGGACCAGGAGCAAGAAACUGGGAUUUAUUUAUUUUUCUGUCCUCCUGCCGGCUCUCUCUGGAAGGUCAGCUAGAAGCCUCAGCUUUCUGCAUGUGAUUGGCAGUGUUGGAUAGUCACAUCUGGGAUGCUUCAGCCUCUGAAUGGCACAUUCUACACAGAGCAGAGUCUUCAUAUCAAUGGCAACCAUUCCUCUCCUUCCCAUGAAGGACAGCCCAGACUCACCUCUCUGUCAACUCACUCCAGAGCUGGAGAAACUGGGGCAACUCUGGACCUCAACCUGGAUGACUUUAUCCCUUCACACCUCCAGAAAAGGCCAUCUAUUAACAACAGCAUGAGCCCAAUAUCCCCUAGGGCAACAUCUACUCCACAGACUGCAUGGGCUCCCUUACGUCGCAGAGUCCCUGUGAUUCGUAACUGUGGCUCUAACACCCUGAAUUUUGAGUUCCAUGACACAAGUCCUCGCACUGUGAACAAUGGGAUGUCACAACCGUGGAAAACAGCCCAAUGGAAGUCUGCAAGCAACUGGUACCAAACCUGGCCUGCUAAAGAAAUUAAACCACUGAAAUCUCAAGCAGCAGCACCUGUUCCCUGGCCAGCAGAUCCAGCCACAAGGCCAGUUGUAAAUGGUGCCAUACAACCCAACUGGUCAGCCACUUGGAUGAAGGACAGGAGAAAGGAAAAAUGCUGGGUGAAGUAUGAUGGGAUUGGACCAGUGGAUGAGUCUGGGAUGCCCAUUGCCUCACGAUCGAGUGUGGACAGCCCCCGAGACUGGUACCGCAGCAUGUUCCAGCAGAUCCAUAGCAAACUCCCUGAACCAGAACAGGACUGGGACAUCUGCUACAGCUCUAGAGAUGCCAGGUCUCCAAAGUCCAUGCAGAAAAGCCGACCACUGGAUUUGGCAUCAAACAGCCCCUCCAGCCUUCAGAAUGGUUUAAACUGGCGAAACUGGGAAGUGGUUGAUGCUACAGCCAAGGAACCCAGGAGUAUUUUUGAUUAUGAACCCGGGAAAUCGUCCAUCCUUGAACACCCUGAUUCACCCAAGAAACCCCCCACAGCAUUGCCAGCACAACAUCGCACGUCAUCCCCACCGAUUGAGGAGUUAUUGGAGAAGGAGCUACAGCAGCUCAGUGAAGAGCUGGACAAGGACAUUAGAGCCAUUGAGAUUCGCCAGCUUGCCCGUAAGCGCUACUCGGCCGCUUCCUCCUCCUCCGCCGGCGUCGCUUCCCCGACCUUUGCUGCCCGCCGCGGCCCACUGCCUGACCAAAGUACCCAUCCUUCCACGGGACAAAACGUUCCUGCAGCCCAGUGCCACGUGUCUGCCAACCCGAGAAUGGAGAAGGGGAGUCCCGGCAUUGCCAGGAAUAACUGGAAGAGCUCUCCUCCAAGAAAUGAUCCUUUGAGGCAUGUGGGGAGAAUCCCCUUUCCUGAGGCUUUGGACGCAGUCCUGGAUAGUCCCACAAAGAAAGAAGAGAACAAGAUGAAAGCUGCUCGCCUCAAAUUUGACUUCCAGGCAGAGUCUCCAAAGGAACUAACUCUGCAGAAGGGUGACAUUGUCUAUAUCCAUAAGGAAGUCGAUAGAAACUGGCUGGAAGGAGAACACCAUGGCAGGGUGGGCAUUUUCCCUGCCAACUAUGUGGAGGUGCUUCCUCCAACAGAAAUCCCCAAGCCCAUCAAAUCCCCCACCAUCCAAGUCCUGGAGUAUGGAGAGGCUGUGGCUCAGUACAACUUCAAAGGAGACCUGCAGGUGGAGCUGUCAUUUCGCAAGGGGGAGCGCAUUUGCCUGGUUCGCAGAGUGGACCAGAAUUGGUACGAAGGCCGCAUCUCUGGCACCAGCCGGCAAGGCAUUUUCCCAGCUAACUAUGUGCAGGUCUUGAAGGAGCCACGAGUGAAGAAUGCAGAGGAGUUUCCUCCCUCCCCAAGUCUCCGGACAGCCCAUUCCGGCUCACCAUCCCAGCUGCAUUCACCCAGCCCGGGCAGCAGAUGGCAGUCUGACACUUUGCCUUCAACCCUGCGAAGCUCCCUGGCCACAGAUGUGCUCUCAUCCUCCUCUAGCCAUUCUGGAUUCACUUUCCCCGUGUCCCCCAAACUAAAACACUCUGAGGCUGUGCCCCACAGACCCCAGAGUGCUCCUCGACCUGCCUUAUUCUCUCCCCCGAACCAGAGUCCAGUAACAGCAUCUAGCACCCCACAGACGGUCUUGACCUUCCAGAAGCAGGAGAUGCCACGGCCUGCUGUCCCUACCUCAGCUUUACCACCAAGAGUGCUCUUUCCCUUGCAGAGCUCAGCCCUUGAAGCAGCUGCUCCUCGAGCUUCCCAACCAAGCACCACUAAGCGCCCCUCUGAAGCUGCCCCAGCCGACAUACAGUGGACUCCAUACAAGGCUCUGUACCAAUACAGACCUCAAAAUGAAGAUGAGCUGGAGCUUCUGGAAGGAGACCGGAUAGACGUCAUGCAACAGUGUGACGACGGCUGGUUUGUGGGUGUAUCCAGAAGAACACAAAAAUUUGGCACUUUCCCUGGGAAUUACGUUGCUCCUGUGUGACUCUCCCUCAGUCCAUCCUGCAUCCCAUGUGUGCCAAGAAGAAACUGAACCUCCUGCUCUUGGGUCCAGUUUCCUUGGAGAGGCAGCCCACAAUUUGGAAGCACAGCAGGGGGAGGAAACGAUGUGUGAGAACCAGCCUGGAUCCCAAUAUCUGCUCAUCAAGGCCUCGCAGUUUGUUACUUGACCUGGGGCUUUUACCACACUGUUCCUUUACUCUGUUGUCUUCCAGUUUUGCGCCUAUGGUACUUUGAAUGUGGGGUAGUUGCAGCUUUAUUCCUUUCCCUCCAGAAUUCAGGAAACAUUCUUUCCUGUCUUGGCAUUGAAAAACAAAGAGGCUGGGCCUGAGCAGGCACUGCAGAGAUCUCCUGAACCUUUGUUGCUCCUCCAGCUUUCCUCUGUGAACACAGCUGGAUUCUCAUAGGCUCUCCUGGCAGUAGCUGAAGGGUGAAAACAGACUAUGCUGUUGUGAUUGCCCCACAUCAAGUCUCCCACCUAAGCAAGAUCCAGGCUCCUGGAAUGUACCAAACGCUGCACAUAUGUUGUUUGGAGACUCCACAGGCAACCAACAUUCUGGCUGCAAUCGAUCAACUGACUGGCCUCUCCUGAACCACUUUCUUCUGCCUCCUGGGCAGUUUUGGAGUCAGAUAAUAUGAUCCUGUACCACUAACUGUAUUGGGCACUUUAUGCAGUGUGACACUGCAUGGCCACCAGUAUUAACAUUUCUGAACUUUUCCUUUGGCUUCACUCAAAGGCUUAGCUUGCUGAACUUUGAUCUAAACUCAUCCUCCUCCCCCCCUUGCCCCGCCAGACCGUAAUGACUGAUUCAGAACUUUGAUCUCAGUGGCUUGCUGUCAUUCCCUUUCAUUUCAGAUCCUCUAUGUGAAUGCA
This is a messenger RNA of Heteronotia binoei (common prickly gecko), 3595 nucleotides long. It is a transcript of the gene SORBS3, whose product is annotated as sorbin and SH3 domain containing 3. Gene Ontology annotation, molecular function: protein binding. The coding region runs from base 290 to 2707 and encodes 805 amino acids. The transcript has 21 exons. Lineage: Eukaryota; Metazoa; Chordata; Lepidosauria; Squamata; Gekkonidae. The record is from RefSeq and is a predicted model, not a curated record.